This is a messenger RNA of Closterium sp. Naga37s-1, 1056 nucleotides long. NCBI's taxonomy places the organism in Eukaryota, Viridiplantae, Streptophyta, Zygnematophyceae, Desmidiales, Closteriaceae. The record is from the annotation of a GenBank genome assembly.
AUGCCUUCUCCAGGUCUGUUUGUGCCUCUCCCAAUCCCUCUGUACCUCUCCCACUCCCUCUGUACCUCUCCCACUCCCUCUGUACCUCUCCCACUCCCUCUGUACCUCUCCCACUCCCUCUGUGCCUCUCCGGCUCCCUCUUCGUCUCUCCCGCUCCCUCAGUGUCUCUCCUACUCCCUCUGUGUCUCUCCCACUCCCUCUGUGUCUCUCCCACUCCCUCUGUGUCUCUCCCACUCCCUCUGUGUCUCUCCCACUCCCUCUGUGUCUCUCCCACUCCCUCUGUGUCUCUCCCACUCCCUCUGUGUCUCUCCCACUCCCUCUGUGUCUCUCCCACUCCCUCUGUGUCUCUCCCACUCCCUCUGUGUCUCUCCCACUCCCUCUGUGUCUCUCCCACUCCCUCUGUGUCUCUCCCACUCCCUCUGUGUCUCUCCCACUCCCUCUGUGUCUCUCCCACUCCCUCUUGUCUCUCCCACUCCCUCUGUGUCUCUCCCACUCCCUCUGUGUCUCUCCCACUCCCUCUGUGUCUCUCCCACUCCCUCUGUGUCUCUCCCACUCCCUCUGUGUCUCUCCCACUCCCUCUGUGUCUCUCCCACUCCCUCUGUGUCUCUCCCACUCCCUCUGUGUCUCUCCCACUCCCUCUGUGUCUCUCCCACUCCCUCUGUGUCUCUCCCACUCCCUCUGUGUCUCUCCCACUCCCUCUGUGUCUCUCCCACUCCCUCUGUGUCUCUCCCACUCCCUCUGUGUCUCUCCCACUCCCUCUGUGUCUCUCCCACUCCCUCUGUGUCUCUCCCACUCCCUCUGUGUCUCUCCCACUCCCUCUGUGUCUCUCCCACUCCCUCUGUGUCUCUCCCACUCCCUCUGUGUCUCUCCCACUCCCUCUGUGUCUCUCCCACUCCCUCUGUGUCUCUCCCACUCCCUCUGUGCCUCUCCCACUCCCUCUGUGCCUCUCCCACUCCCUCUGUGCCUCUCCCACUCUCCCUGUGCCUCUCCCUCUCCCUCUGUGCUUCUCCUGCCCCCACUCUGCCUACCUUCAUCGUUCCCCUGAAAGGGACCUGA